Messenger RNA from Onychostruthus taczanowskii (white-rumped snowfinch), 1782 nucleotides. RefSeq names its product guanine nucleotide-binding protein-like 3-like protein. Gene Ontology annotation, molecular function: GTP binding. The transcript is spliced from 16 exons. The coding region runs from base 1 to 1728 and encodes 575 amino acids. The record is from RefSeq and is a predicted model, not a curated record. NCBI's taxonomy places the organism in Eukaryota, Metazoa, Chordata, Aves, Passeriformes, Passeridae. Gene Ontology annotation, cellular component: nucleolus.
AUGUUGGGCGUGGCGAUGAAGGGACGCUGCCGCCGCUUUUACUCCGCGCCGGAAGUGGCGUCACUCCGCGGCGCCAGCGAUCCCCGGCGGCGACGACAGGUGGAGGCGUCCCGGAAGAAGCGCGUCCAGGCCCGGCUCGCCCGUGUCGGGAUCAAGAAGGACCCGGGGGUGCCGCAGCUCGGCCGCUUCGCCGCCUUCGCGCAGAAACAGCAGAGCGAGACCCGGCAGAGACGGCCGCUGACGGGGCAGCAGCGUUCGCACCUGGCCGUGCAGCUGGCGGAUGCUCUGCAGCGACAGCAGCGCUUCCAGAGCCAGGAGAAGGAAGAGAAGGAGGAGGAGCCCCCCCAGCCCCCCCAGGAUGAGGCGUCGCUGCGCCAGUUCGGGCGGGAGCUGCGCAAGGUGCUGACGGCGUCUGACGUGGUGCUGGAGGUGCUGGACGCCCGCGACCCCCAGGGCUGCCGCAGCCCCCGGCUCGAGGGGGCCCUGCGGCCGCAGCAGCGCCUCGUGCUCGUCCUCAACAAGAUCGACCUGGUGCCGCGGGACGUGGUGGCCGCGUGGCUGAAGCACCUGCGGGACGAGUUCCCCACCGUGGCCUUCAAGGCGUGCACGCAGCAGCAGAGCCGACGCCUGAAGCAGAGCCGGAUGGCGGCGGACACGGCCCCCCAGGACGUGCUGGCUGCGGGGGGCUGCGUGGGGGCCGAGACCCUCCUGCACAUCCUGAGGAACUACGGCCGCUGCGGGGAGGGCAGGAGCUCCAUCACCGUGGGGGUCGUGGGGUACCCCAACGUGGGCAAGAGCAGCCUCAUCAACAGCCUGAAGCGCAGCCGCGCCUGCGGGGUGGGGGCCAUGCCCGGGGUCACCAGGCCCCGCCCAGGUGUGGUGGGUGUGGCACAGACCCCGCCCAGGUGUGGUGGGUGUGGCACAGACCCCGCCCAGCUGUGGCACUCCCCCCCCGCCCCCAGGUGCCUGCAGGCCGUGCAGCUGGACGGGCACAUCCGGCUCCUGGACUGUCCAGGUGUGGUGCUGGACUCGGGGGACCCCCCGGCCGCCGCCCCUCUGAGGGGGGCCCUGGCCCCCCAGCGCCUGCGGGACCCCCUGACCCCCGCCUGCGCCAUCCUGUGCCGCUGCCCCCCCCAGCAGCUGAGCCAGCUCUACGGGGUCCCCCCCUGCAGUGACCCCCUGCAGUUCCUGGCCCACCUGGCCCGGCGGCAGGGCCGGCUCCGCCCGGGGGGGCUCCCGGACGCCCACGCCGCCGCCACGGCCCUGCUGCACGACUGGACCAGUGGGAAGAUCUCAUACUACACCCACCCCCCCAAAUCUCGGGGGGUGCAACUCGAGGCCCAAAUCCUCCCAGCGCUGGGGCCGGCGCUGGACCUGGAGGCUCUGGAACGGGGCGACGCCGAGGCCCUGGCAGCUGUCCCGGUGACGGUGACGGGGCUGGGGCUGUCCCCGGAGGAGGAAGAGCAAGGAGAAGCCAUGGAGGACGACAGCGGCGGCCUGGAGCUCGGCACGAUGACGGUGGAGCUGAAGCCCCGGGUGAAGUCGGGGGGCUCGGGGGGGGAGUCGCUGCCCCCCGCCCCCAGCCUGGAGGAGGUGGCUGCGCUCCCUGCUCUGUUCCAGGGGCAGGGCCUGAAGGCAGCUGGAAAAAGGAGGAAAAAACUUCAAAAAAGAGCACAGAAAAUCGCCACGAAGCUGUCGGAGACGUUGGAGGCGGCCAUGCAGUUCUGAGCAUCCACAAAUGGAAUGAAAAUAAAUAUAAAUAAAUUUUUAAAUUUAUUUAAA